AUGAAGAGACAUUUUAUGAAGCGGGCUCCGAAAGAGAUGACCGAUGAGGAAAUCAAGGACUCCUUGAUGGAAAUCGGUGUAUCUACCCAUAAAGGCACUCGGAAAACCAAGUUUUCUGGGUUCUCCGCUUAUGCUCGUGAGGUGGCCAGCCGGAACCCUCGUAAAGACUAUAAUACUACGGCCGGCAUCACAACUGUUGAUGAGGUGAGGAAAAACAAUGAAAAUGUUGUAAACGAGCGCCUGGGUGGCAAUCCCUACGCUCACGCCAGUGCCAAUGCAACUGGCGGUAACCCGUAUGCCCAACCCGCGGCAUCUGGGACCCCCAGUGGCAACCCUUAUGCUAGCAUGAAUACUAGCAAUCCUUACGCUUCUACCGGAAGUGCUUCCAGCGGUAAUCCUUAUUCCUCAAACAACUCUGCUCCCUACGAACAGGGCCGUCAAAGCUCUGACCCCUAUGCUCAACGAACGGCUCCGCCGGCUGCUCCUCACAACUCCGACCCCUACGCUCAACGAACGGCUCCACCGGCUGCUCCUCCCAGCUCCUCUGGAGGCAAUCCUUAUGCUCAAGGCGAUCUCUAUGGACAGUCGCACAAUUCAUCACAGGGACAUGAGGGUUACGGGGACGCUGCACCCCGUUCUAGGGCUCCGAAUCCAUACACUGGGAGCACAGCAUACGGAGGAGCAGAUUAUGCAAGUGGGCAGUUCGAGACGGGUAUUACUGAAAAAUCCCGCGAUGAGCUUUUCGGCGCUGCAAGAACACGUUCCGUGAUGGGCCGCUCCGGAAUGGGUGUUCGUAGUACUGCGCCGACCCAAGAUGUACCUUUGGGUGGACACAGCGUAGCCCGACGGGCCUCUUUGACUACCCUUGACGAGCUUAAUGCCGCUCCGGAUCCCGGUGAGCCUGACGAGGACGAAGAUGAGCUUUUGCAGAUGCCUUCGACACUAAACAAUCAACAACCACAAACUGCCGAAGCCUACGCCCAAACAUAUGAGGGAGAGAUGAACUCUGAGGACGAGGAUGUUGAAGAGAUCAAACGUGAAAUCAGAUUUACUAAAAAAGAAAGCGUGCAGUCAACGCGCAAUACAUUGGCAAUGGCGGCGGAGGCUGAAGCAGCUGGCCGUAAUACAUUGGGUAUGCUCGGAUCGCAAGGUGAACGCAUUGCCAACACUGAGCGCACGCUUGCUUUAGCCGAGAGCCAGACAAGAAUUGCUGAUGAGCAGUCCCGUGAGCUUCUACGUCUUCAGCGAUCUAUUUUCGUUCCUAAUGUUUCAAAUCCGUUCAAUUCCAAACGCCGUAUGCAAGAGAAAGAAGCAAAGAUCAAAAGCGAGCAUCUCCAAGAGCAGAUUAUGCGCGAACGUCGUCGUCAGGUUGCGUUUGAAUCUGAACAGCGGGUCAUAAAUGGACUCAAUCAACCAAUGGUUUCCGAGACGGCUCAAAAAUACAAAACUCAAUUGGCCAAAGAGUCGGAAGAACGCCGCCGCAUGCAGUUUGAGGCGGACUCGGAAGACGAGGAAAUCGAGGGCGAGAUCGAUGCCAAUCUUGAGGGCAUCUCUCAGGCCUCAAGCCGUCUCAAAAAUCUCAGUCUCUCCAUGAACGACGAAAUUGAGACCCAGAACCGUCGUUUGGAUAGAAUCACUGACCAAACUGACAACCUCGAUGUCGACAUCCAUCUUAGCGCAGCCCGUUUGACUUCGAUCCGUUAA
Molecule: messenger RNA, 1704 nt
Organism: Wickerhamiella sorbophila
Lineage: Eukaryota; Fungi; Ascomycota; Dipodascomycetes; Dipodascales; Trichomonascaceae
Product: Protein transport protein SEC9
Exons: 1
Coding region: 1-1704 (567 amino acids)
Biological process (GO): vesicle fusion; exocytosis
Cellular component (GO): plasma membrane; SNARE complex
Molecular function (GO): syntaxin binding; SNAP receptor activity
Source: RefSeq, a predicted model, not a curated record